Messenger RNA from Trichoderma gamsii, 1197 nucleotides. Its product is annotated as protein arginine N-methyltransferase 1. Gene Ontology annotation, molecular function: protein-arginine N-methyltransferase activity. The transcript has 5 exons. Gene Ontology annotation, cellular component: nucleus. The record is from RefSeq and is a predicted model, not a curated record. Gene Ontology annotation, biological process: peptidyl-arginine methylation. Lineage: Eukaryota; Fungi; Ascomycota; Sordariomycetes; Hypocreales; Hypocreaceae. Bases 1 to 1197 code for a protein of 398 amino acids.
AUGUCUGGCGAUAAAAUGGAAGUUGAGCUCGCUGAGCAGAAGCUCAAGACUAUGGAGCACAGCGAGCAGCACUACUUCAAGAGAAAAGCCUUGCGUGGAGACUUUGAAGGCAACUAUUACAGCUUUGAAGACGGCGACGCUGACUUAUGCUUGCGUCCAGUUACGAUCAUCAUGGUACGAAUACACGAGAGAAGAAAAAAUGAACCCUCAUGGAAGAAUCUAUUAUCUAACUUUGACUGUUAUUUGCAAUGUGCAGGCAUCCACGAGGAAAUGCUGAAAGAUGAGGUGCGCACGAGGUCGUACAUGAACGCCAUUGUCCAGAACAAGCACAUUUUCAAGGACAAGGUUGUUCUUGAUGUUGGAUGUGGUACCGCCAUCCUUUCCAUGUUUGCCGCCAAGGCCGGCGCCAAGCAUGUCAUCGGUGUGGACAUGUCCACCAUCAUCUUCAAGGCCCGAGAGAUCGUCAAGACCAACGGCCUGUCAGACAAGAUCACCCUGAUCCAGGGCAAGAUGGAGGAGAUCGAGCUCCCCUUCCCCCAGGUCGACAUCAUCAUCUCCGAGUGGAUGGGCUACUUCCUCCUCUACGAAAGCAUGCUGGACACCGUCCUGUACGCCCGUGACAAGUACCUGGUCAAGGACGGUCUCAUCUUCCCCGACAAGGCCACCAUCUUCUUCGCUGGUAUUGAGGAUGGCGACUACAAGGAGGAGAAGAUUGGAUUCUGGGAUAACGUGUACGGCUUUGACUACACUCCCCUGAAGGACACCGCUCUCUCAGAACCCUUGGUCGAUACUGUCGAUCUCAAGGCUGUCGUUACCGACCCCGUCCCCGUUCUAACCCUCGAUCUCUACACCUGCACCACCGCCGACCUCGCCUUCAACACAAGCUUCACCCUGACCGCCAAGCGAGACGACUUCGUCCACGCUCUCGUUUCUUGGUUCGACAUCGACUUCACCGCCUGCCACAAGCCCAUCCGCUUCUCUACCGGCCCUCACACCAAGUACACUCACUGGAAACAGACCGUUUUCUACAUCAAGGAUGUCCUGACCACACAAGACGGAGAGGAGAUCCACUGCAAACUUGACGUCAAGCCCAACAACAAGAACCGCCGUGACUUGGACAUUGAGAUUGAUUACAACUUCCAGACUACCGAUGCAAACAGAGUUGCUUCCGGCCGCAGCGAGUACAAGAUGUGCUAA